Dioszegia hungarica is the source of this 846-nucleotide messenger RNA. RefSeq lists its product as uncharacterized. NCBI's taxonomy places the organism in Eukaryota, Fungi, Basidiomycota, Tremellomycetes, Tremellales, Bulleribasidiaceae. The transcript has 2 exons. The record is from RefSeq and is a predicted model, not a curated record. The coding region runs from base 1 to 846 and encodes 281 amino acids.
AUGACCAUCUCGCCGGACCACGGAAUCAGCCAACUCGCACACAGUCAACCCCCUUAUCCCUGCACGCCCCCAUCCCUGCGGAGUGAUCAAGCACGGAGCGUUCUGGUUCGCCAUGUACCUUUCCCACAGCCAACUGCAGUUGGCACAGCCAUAGGGAGGAUCGCGCGGGUGGUUGGUGCCUGUGAUCACGACACUGGUGGACUUAGUGUACGUAUCCCGAGCGGUCUGUUGGGAGGUCACGCUUGUCUCCACGACCCGACCGUCAGGCAAGCGAGUGCUUUCACCUUGGAAACUGUCCUGCCCUCGGACCUGACGUGUAACACUCGUCGUGCGGGUUCCGAUGACGGUACUUGGAGGAGCGACGACUUUGCUGAGUGGCGAGUAAUGGCAGUACGUAUGGUAAAAGUCGAGGAAGGAGGAGUGGAUGGCAAGCUCCUGUUCGCUAGCCCAGCUUACACGAUCUUCAGCGUCGACGGCCUGGGCCCAGUCACUCGCAUCAAGGCUCGAGAUCCUUGCAUUAUAGAUCUGCCCCGUAUUGCGCUGGUCAAAGGAAUGAAUAAUCUAGUCAAACGCGCCACGAUCAAUCAUGGUCAACGGGUAAAGCGGCGGACGUAUGGAGCUGGUGGCUUCCAGCACAGGCAGCCGACCCGUCCUCGCCACUCUAGCCCGACUCACCAGCGAGCCAUGAUGUCGGAUAUAGCGACAAAUUCCACCCAGAUCAGUAGACCGCCUCGAAUUGGCCCCCACCACUGCAGCUCGCUUGCAGUUUCACGUCCCUCGGCACAUCCCUGGCUCUGGAGGGCUAGCUCAGUGCCGGCGUCAUCCCGCUCGAUAGCCAGUGCAUAG